AGACUUGAGAGCCCAGGAGAGCCUUGUAGUUGAGAGCAAAGUGACCAAGAUCAAGAAAUGGGUUGCUGCAACUGUAGGAGAGCUUGAAGAAGAGAACAAAAGAUUGGUUAUUCUAAAUGAAGAUGCAAAUGACACAAUCAGAAAACUACAACUCAGACUAAAAAAUCAAGAGAAUGGUCAAUAUCAUGCGGACACUUCAGGGCGUUCCAAUGGAUCAGAUGAUGUGUUAGAUGUUAGACCAGAUUCCACCCUUUCAGAAGAUCCACCUCUUAUACCAGCCAGACCCACCUCAUCAAGCAUCAGAGACCAUCUUAUAGCAGUCACCACGGAAACAGAACUGAAUGGAAAUGAUAUCCACCACAGACAGGAAGUGACUUCUGAGAUAAAUGACAAUGUUGAAGAAGAGCCUCUUUUUGCCGUUGGUCCAGUGAUCAAUCACGCGGAAGAUGGUACUAAGAAAGACUGGAGGACAAACCGGAAUGAAUCCAAUUCAAACAAUGGACAAGCUCUGACCCCAGGAAGUGAAAUGUCAGGGUCGGAGGAAGACAACCUGAUUGACAGUGCAGACCUUGAUCACUCCAUGUCUUUGUUAUCAACGUCAAGUGGUGGACUGUCACCUGAUAUACCCCUAGCCACACUUGCCCCUCCUCCAACACCGUCCACACCUGUUGGAGAAGAUGGAGCAAACCUUGCACAAUGCUUGAUCAAAGCACAGGACAAAACAAACACGAGAACAAAGCCACCACGUCGCAAAUCAUCAAGGAAUGAUGAUGAAGUCAUUCCAUCUGCUCUAUCACUUAUUGCUGACUCUGUCAGUGCAACCGCCGAGAUGCUUCAGAAUUCAGUCAAGCCUAAGCAUUUUCCCAUCAUGGAGCUAAAUAACGGUGAAACCCUUGAUAUAUCCCUUCCCACCUUUGAAAGAACAGUCUCCAAUGCUGUCCAUAAUCUAGAAUUUGACUCCACCUUAGAAGGUUUUGAUGAUGAUGUCUUCUUAGAGGGUGGAUAUGCUCGCAGCAGUGACUAUGCAGAGUUGUUGAGGACACGUUCCCUGAGCCAACAGUCUGGUCAGGAUGACAGCUACCAGAGCUUGAAGAAGGUUCAGAUGAAAAAGAUGCAAAAUGGGGUUUUAAUGGAAGGUAGUCAAGACAUCCUUGAGGUACCAGAGCUACCAUCAUCAGAAGAAGGUUAUCAAAGUCUCAGGAAUGUUCACGAUCACUUUGACAACCUUCGUGCGAAUGAUGCUGUAGAGGCACUACCUGAUGUUUGUGGGUAUGAAGGGGGCGGGGAUGAGAAGAGUAGCCCUGCUUUUGAUCCAGCCUUUGACCUGGACUAUGAUGAGCCUCCGGACGAUGAUUCGUUGUUGAUGGAAGAAUCCGCAGAUAAUGCUGGAAGUCGGGAGUCUGUUGACUCUGGUAAACCUCCACCACCGCCAGAAAGGAAAGCACCGUCAUGGGAAACCAGAAUUUAUGCUUUGGCUGAAAAUGGUCUCAAAAUGUCUCCAAGUGUCGCACCUGUUAUAGAUUCUUCAGUAGUUACUCCUGUACCAGUAUGUCUUGUGGAAGAAGGAUCAAGUACAAACAGCCUCUUUAGAGAUGUGGAUGUUCCAGUGUACACAACUUUAAGAGGGCGUUUGACUCUGAUCCGCUCCACACCUUUCACGGGCGAAUCCUCUGACUCCUCUGAUGAUGAAUCAAGCUCCAAGCCACCCCCUCCUCCUGCCUCUCACUCUAGUCCCCAUGGAUCUCUCAAGUUCCUCAAGUCAAGUAAAGUAACCGGUGGAAGUCUCAAGCUCACAUCUUCCUCCUCAAUGGGUAGUCCUAAGAAGAAGAUGGCAGCAGGAUCAUCUUCUACCCUACCUUCAGCUGGUCAGAAGAGAGGUGUUUCAACCCAAUCUUCAGCUUCUGAUGCUGAUUAUUCUAUACCGCCUGAUGCUAUAAGGUCACAUGAUGGAAACAGCUCUGAUGAACCAGAACCUAAAGCUAAGCUUCUCAAGACAUGUAGUCUAGACAAAGCUUCAAAGUCAAGUUCAGAUUCCCUUGAUAAGUCAGACAAGGAGCCCUUAGAGAAGGCUGGUUGGUUGACUAAACUAGGUGGUCGGGUGAAGACUUGGAAGAGACGAUGGUUUGUUCUCAAAGUUGGACAGUCUGAGCUGCUCUAUUACAAAUCACCAAAUGACACUUCAAGGAAACCCCGGGGCCAGGUUCCUCUUGACAAGUUCUGUAAGAUAGCACCCUCUGAGGGUCUACAGACGUUUGAGCUAGCAACAUCUAAGAGGACUUACUACCUUACUGCAGAAUCACCGGCUGUCAUGGAGGAAUGGAUUAAAUUAAUUGAGAGAGUGUUGGAAAAAUACAGGAAACCAAGUGAGUUACCCUUAGCUUUGCCUCAAGGUGUUACUAUGCAAGGCUGGGUCACAAAGGUCAAAUUAGGAAACUCUAAGAGGUGUUGGUUUGUUCUUGCUGAUAGGAACCUCAAGUACUUCAAAUCAGACAAAGAUAAGUCUCCCCUUGGGUCAAUAGAUAUGAGAGAAGCAUCUGUGUCUGAGGUUGACCAAUCAGCUGUAUCUGAUGAUGAAGGAGAUGAGAAGACAGAACCAACAAAGUUUACUCUCUCAAUUAUCUCUCGUAAGCCAGAUAAACAAAGUACAACCUUCCUCAACUAUUCAUCACAAGAAGAAAAGGAUUCCUGGUUGUAUCAUCUUAUGGUUGCAAGCGGUGGGAGUGGUAGCAACUCACCUGAUGGUGGUACGGAAUUCGAAAACAUCAUCAAGAAGUUGAUGAACAGUGAGAACCCCCUCUCUAGUCCACUCUGGAAGCAUCCUGUCAUGUUAUAUUCAAAGGAGAGUCGGGAUCGCCCCCUCACCACACUUCUAUCUGAUGCUCUUAGCAGAGAGGCUGUCAAAUUUAGUAAGGCAUGUAAUUUAUUCAUUAGUUCAUCAGUGGACAUGCCUGCUGUGGACUAUCAUGUCAACCUGGCCCAGAAUGCAUUGCAAACUGGCCUUUCUCAUACCGAACUUCAAAAUGAAAUGUACUGUCAACUGAUUAAACAAACCAAUCACAGACCAGCAUUAACAAAAGCAGUGAGUGCUGAUGAUAGUACAGGAGAUAAUUCAUCCAGUAAUCAUGUGAUCAGUCAAGCAUGGCAGCUACUAGCAAUGAUAUGUCAGCUCUUUCUUCCUUCUCAUCAGUUUAUGUGGCUUCUCAAAACACAUCUACAAAGAUUAGCUAACUCAAAAACUGAAGCUGGGAAAUAUGCCAUAUUCUGUCAGAGAUCAGUAGAACGUACUAACAGGAAUGGAAGACGAGAGGCCAGACCAUCUAAGCUUGAGGUCUUAUCUAUAGUACAGAGACAUCCAUAUUAUCACUCUAAACCUAUCAGCAUUCCAGUUCACUUUGCUAAUAAUACUUAUCAGGUUGUAGGCUUUGACAGUUCAAUGACUAUCAAGGAAUUCUUACGUCAGCUGAACCAUCACAGUGGAAUGAGAUCAGAAGAUGAAUCAGGUUUUGCUCUGUUCUCUGAUGACCCAUCUGGGAAACAGAUCCAGCAUUGCUUACAAACAAAUGUCAAGAUAUGUGAUGUCAUCUCAAAGUGGGAACAAGCUUCCAAGGAAUGCAAAGCAGGCAAGAAAGAUGGCUCAAAGAUCAUCAGACUUACAUACAAACAUAAAGAAUACCAGAAACAAUGCAGUCACAGUGAGACAGAUAGAGAACGAUUGUUAUUAGCAUAUCAAGUUAAUUCAGACCUUGUUGCUGGAAGGUUUCCCAUUAGUAAAGAAAUGGCAUUGGAGUUAGCAUCAUUAAUGGCUCAGGUUGAUUUAGGUGAUUGUAAAUUAAGUUCAUCUUCUGAACCUUCCUCUGGUUCUGUCAGCUCAGCUAGUAAUCAAACAUUAGAAACCGUCCUGGAAAGGUUCUAUCCCAUUAGGUAUCAACCAGCUGCAGAAAAUGAAAGAAGGAAGCUGAAACACAAGAUAAACGAGAAGUGGAAUGAACUUAGAGGGCGUAGUCAGACUGAGUGUAUCCGUAUCUAUGUGACAGUCCUCAGGAAAUGGAGACACUUUGGAGCGUACGUCAUACCCGCCACUUGCAAGUAUGGAAAACAGGAACGAGUCUGGCUGACUGUCUGUGAGAAUGGUCUCAGUAUCUUAGAGUUCAAUUCACUUGAGGAUAAGAUCUCGUAUCCCUUAUCAUCCAUUGUUACGUUUGGUGGUUGUCGUGACGACUUCAUGCUGGUAGUAAGAAAACAAACAGAAGAUGAUUCUGACUUCACUACAGAUAAGCUGAUGUUUGACAUGACAAAAGCAAAGGUAUCUCAACUGACCCAUCUGAUCAGUCAUUUCAUUCGGACAAUGGUCAAAGCUAAAGGUCUACCCCCAGGACCAUUAGCCGAUGAGAAACAUAGAAAGCCACCACCACAACCCAAGCAGAUAUCAAGCACUAAAUCAAGUAAAACAUCACUAGCAUCAUCAUCAUCUGCUAAGAGUAAAGAUAGCAAGGAUGGGGUGAUUGGAAUAGCAGUUUAGCAAGAGAAUGAUUGGUUUUAAAGAAGUCCUUAACCAUCUCCUCGAACCUAACAAACAAUGAGCACAGAAUCCAGUUUGACCUAAGUAGCAUAGACAUUGGCUAAAAGUAAGGAUAGCAAGAGAAUGAUAGUAUGAGUUUGAUAAAAAAUUAAAGAAAGCGCAACCUAUCAUGUUGACCCAAUUAAGACUACAGGUAGAUAGUCAAGUAAAUGUCUAAUAGGCAACAACAUACUGACUAGGUGUAAAGGCAGCAAGGAAUUAAGUGAAUGGGAGAGGAGGUUAGUACUAUGCUGAUUAACUUUUCAUUGCACAGAAAUAUAAUUCUUGAGAAUGUCUUGAUAUUCACAAUGCAUGAUUUGACAUUCAAUCAGAUUCAGAUCAAUAUAUUGCUACUUAAACUGGGAAUUGAUUUUAAUAGCAGUCAAGUAUUGCCAUGAUAAAUUUCCUACUAGACCAUGGAGACACCAUGAACCAGCUUUUAAUACUUAUGUUUAACAAAAGUACACACAGAAAAAAAUAUUCUGACAGCUAUGCCAUAAUGGAUUGAAUAUGCUGCUUGUACAUGAAUUCAUUCUAACUUGAAAAAUACUAAACAAAUAGUACAGUGCCAUUUUGUGUUGAGUAGCAGUCAAGUUGAAAUAACUUCUCAUAUCUUCUUGUAACCUCUGUUUUUUUUUUCAUUGAUUGAUUCUUACAAACUUGCAUUUUGAUAAAAUAUCUGAUAAAAUAUUCAAUUUAGUAAGUAUACUCCCUUCUAUUUUUCAUUGUGAAUUAUAAUCAACUCACUUUUUUGCAAGUACUUGUAUCGCUUUGCUGUUUUUGUGCAAAUUGUUUGCAAAUCAACUCACCAUAUUGCAAUAUUAUUUGUUUCUGUAAUAUUUUAUUGGAUAUGCAAUGACAUAUCUCAUCAAACCUCUUGCCAAUUAUCCUGUUAACAAAUAUGACUUCUUUUUUUAAAAUAGAAUUAUAGACAAGUGCAUGUUGACAUCAGAAUUGUGUCUGAAUCAGUGAAUAUGAGGAACAUGCUUUUAACACACAUGCUCAUCAAACCAUCUGAAUCUAGCUUGCUCUAUUUUGUAUGUGCGUAUUACAAAUAAUCUUCAUAAUACCACAGGGUAUUCAUGAUAUCAGGGGGUGUUUCAUGAAAGGACUUGUCGGACAUUUUAUCCGACAAGUACCAGUUUAUCCGACAGUUACCAUAGGAACAGUGCCUCUCAGCCAAUCAGAAUCAAGGAAAGAUGUCAGAUCUGACAACUUGUCGGAUGAAAAUAUUGAUGAAACGCUCCCCAGAUGUAA
This is a messenger RNA of Lytechinus pictus (painted urchin), 5815 nucleotides long. RefSeq names its product pleckstrin homology domain-containing family H member 2-like. Gene Ontology annotation, cellular component: cytoskeleton. NCBI's taxonomy places the organism in Eukaryota, Metazoa, Echinodermata, Echinoidea, Temnopleuroida, Toxopneustidae. Bases 527 to 4519 code for a protein of 1330 amino acids. The transcript has 23 exons. The record is from RefSeq and is a predicted model, not a curated record.